AUGUCGUCAGAUCUAGAAGCAACAGCUACGCACCGCAUCUUUGCCUGCGAGAGGUGUUCGCGCCGGAAACAGAAGUGCGAUCGAGUCUUGCCAAUCUGCUCGCCUUGCCGCACUGCUUGCUCGGAAUGCACCACGUCCGAAAGAGAAAAAGGCGUCGUGCAGCUGAAUGGCAACGACAUCGCCCGGAAAGGCUACGUUACUACGCUCCUGGAACGCAUUGCCGCCCUCGAGGAGGAAGUGGCAAAAGCCGGCCUCAGGACCGACGGCGUGUCUAGUCAUGACGAUCCUAUUCCUUCUGAAGUCCCAUCACCGCUCCCGAUGCCUUCGGACCAUCCGCGAGCACCCUCUCCGACAGACGCUAGAUGGCCCCUGGACGGACCCAGUAUGGACAUGGAUACUCUCUCAUUGAGCGCCAUGGCCGAGCCCCUGAGCCGUGCUGGCGAGUUCCUCAAGCAGCUUUCCAUGCCGCGUAUCAUUGCCGGCGUCACGGAAACGUACGGCGGCAACCCAGAAGCCACGACGCGAGUGGAUUCCUUGUGGGACGGCAUUUCCAAGUACAUCCGGCAUCCCAACGGCCAGACGCACCGUCUUCACCUUGAUCCAGCCGAGGCCUAUCGGUCGCUUGAGACGUAUCUCGAUGUCGUCGACUUUCGCUUUCCUCAGCUGCCAGUGGCAAAGGUCAAGUCGGGGCUUGAUGCCAUCACGGCUUCUGACGAGUCAAAAUAUAAAGAUACCCUAGCCAAGGAUCCCGCCCACAUUUUCAUGGCCUACAUGGUCCUCGCCGUGGUGCCUCUUGUCAGCGAUAACUACCCCAUAUCACAGGGUUCAUUCGUGUCCAUCCACCUGUUAGGAAAGUGUCUGAAGGUUCUCGAACGCGUCUUCCGCCAAGAAGAUGGUGUCGAUAUUAUUCAGUGUCUUCACCUGUUGGUCAUAUUCGCCAUUCACUGCUCCGCUGCAGGAUCUUCUUGGCACCUCAUCGGGUUCGCUAUGAACAAGUGCAUUGCGCUCCGAUAUCACCUCGAGUUUCCUCUUUCAGCUCCCGCGUCGCCCCGCCUUGCUGAAGAAUUGGAACAGCGUCGGUGGGCCUUUUGGGGUUGCUAUCACUUGGAUCGCCUCAUAUGUGCAGCUCUUGAGCGUCCGUGUUCAAUAGAUGACCGAUAUAUCACUGUCGCACUUCCCGGGGAAGAUGUUGCGCUCAACUCGACUCUUAGUUUGGGACAGGCCUUUCAUGUUCAUUUAUUUCGAUACUCUAGAUUGCUUUCCUCGGCAAUCAGUGAGAGCUCCGACGAAGACUUUCACCAUUCUUUGAGUCGCCUCCUCUAUUGGCGGACGUUGACCCCGCCCCAUUCAGAAGAUUCCAACCAGCAUCCCUAUCUUUUCCAAACUUCCCUAUUCCACACGUUCAUGCUUCGGAUUGCAAUUCAAGAAAUUCUAAGGUCAUACGAAUUUUCAGAGUCUGAGAAUAACACAAGGAGUGUUAACUACAUUGGAGAUGCCGGAGAUGCCACCAAGCGUGCAGUACUCCUAAAAGUCAAGUUGUUCGACAUAUGCUGUGCCGUUGCACGCAGCGUUGACCGAACUCGAAUGACUGGACGCCACUUCCUCUCCCUGUUGACCGGCUACAGCGUAUUUUCCAUGGCCUUAGCAACUCUCUAUCAUCAAUUAGUAACCGGGGGCUUAUGUGAAAAGUGUCUAAAUGACAAUGGCUAUGCGCAAUCCAUGAGUUCCGGACCGAGUCCGAGAAUUGCGAGUCAAAAGUGCAUCCAUUGGGAUGAUAUUUUAAACUUGGCAUGCCAGAAGCUCGAAAUAGUUGGACGGCAAUUUCCGCGAAUGCUGGAGUAUAGGCAGAUCAUCGAAAUGAUCAGAUGGAGGGUCCCUCCUGGUACCUACGCCGCUGCGCAAAACUCCUUGCUUUGGAAUUGGCUCGGCACGCCAAGCUCAAUGGCGAGGUCGUUUGACCCAAUCAAAAGUACAUCGACGCCUUCAGUCGCAGCGAUUUCAUCAACUUUCUCUAUGCUCUCCUUGGUCUCAAUCAUUAACAUGACUGAUGAGCCGUGCUUCAAUAUCCAAGCCUCCAAGCCUACCAAGCCCACGCUGUACAUCCUCAGUGACUUCCACCCCGAAGCAGUCAAAUAUGCUCAGUCGCUGUUUGAUUGCGUUCUCUUCGAGGAUCCAAAGGCCGCGAAAUGGCGAACAGAGGCCACGGCUAUCUUGAUCAAGGACUAUUAUAUCACAGCCAAAGACCUUGAUGCCGCUCCACAGCUUCGAGUCAUCGGCAAGCAGGGUGUUGGCCUGGAUAAGGUCGACAUCGAGGCUUGCAAGAAACGAGGUGUUCGGAUCUGCAAUACCCCAGGUGUAAAUGCCAGCGCAGUCGCCGAGAUGACCUUGGCCUUGGCUUUCAGCGUUGCUCGGGAGGUGCCGCACCUUGUAUUAAGGCAAACCGUCGAUGGCGAGGCGAUCCGCAAGGAGACUAUCAACGGCAUCUUGCUGUCCGGCAAGACACUCGGCAUUAUCGGAAUGGGAAACAUUGGACAGGCCGUCGCUCGGCUAUUUUCAGGUGGCCUUCACACCCCCAUCAUCGCAUUUGAUCCGUAUUUUCCCAAGGAUCCCGAAACUUGGCAGUCAAUCCCACACAAGCGAGUGGAUAACAUUGAUGAGCUACUAGAGGCUUCCGACAUCGUGACUCUACACGUACCCUUGACUGCCUCCACGACAGGGCUCAUCUCAUACCCACAGCUCAAGAAGAUGAAGUCGUCGGCCAUCCUACUCAACACUGCAAGAGGAGGGAUUGUGGAUGAGGAUGAUCUGGUCAGAGCUUUGGAGGAGGAGCUUAUUUGGGGAGCGGGAUUCGAUUGUCACGUCCAAGAGCCACCGACGAAGAAAAAGUACCAGCGGUUGUGGGCAUGUCACAGGUUUGUAGGAACACCACACAUUUCAGCGGCAACAGAUGAAACACAAAUCGCGACCAUUAAUGCUGCGACUGAUGGAGUGUAUAAAUUCUUACAUGGGCAGUCUUAG
This is a messenger RNA of Ilyonectria robusta, 3018 nucleotides long. RefSeq names its product D-isomer specific 2-hydroxyacid dehydrogenase. The transcript has 3 exons. The record is from RefSeq and is a predicted model, not a curated record. The coding region runs from base 1 to 3018 and encodes 1005 amino acids. Gene Ontology annotation, molecular function: NAD binding; zinc ion binding; DNA binding. NCBI's taxonomy places the organism in Eukaryota, Fungi, Ascomycota, Sordariomycetes, Hypocreales, Nectriaceae. Gene Ontology annotation, biological process: DNA-templated transcription; regulation of DNA-templated transcription.